CAGUCAGGGUUCACUGUUGACAAGGAUAUCCUGCAAAUGAAACCACACAGGAGACUCCAGAGAGCAGGCUACAGUACAACCCGUUGUGUUUUGUAAGUCGAUUUUCCUGAAAGCGUCAGGUAAAUUACGAAAUUGGAAUUUGUCUAACUACAUUGCGGUAAGGCUUGCAAUCAAUCUAUCGUUUAAUUGUAUUAUAUAGACAGUAUUUAGAAUAUUUGUUUAUAAACAUUUGUCCUUAGUUUACGCGCAGUCGCGCUCUUCGUUCACGAAAUUUGGCUACUCAAAAGGAGAUUGAGGAUACUCCAGAAAGUCACUCACUAGAUGUUGAUGUAUACAAGAGUAGCUCGACCUGUUCAACAGCUUUGAAAAGGUGAGUACGGUGCUACUGAAGAAACUGCAGCGGACCUUCAACCACAGGUAGCCUACACGAUCUGACCCGCGAAUGAAAAUCGUCUGGGAGCGCCUGUCCGCGCAUCGUCACAGCCAUGUCACUGGGCACAUUUCACCUGAUGCAGACUCUAAAGAAGUCCCCGGCCGCAUUACGGCGUCGGUUUCAGCGCGAUCGUACUGAGAGCUUGUCGCACGGUGACCCUCUCUUCAAAGUGUACUACUUGGGGACUGAGAAAAUAUACUCUCUGGAUAUGGAGCAGGCCCGAGAAGCUAUAGGUCGACUGCUGGGCGGAGUCCCAGCACCGGGGCUGGGGAAGCUGGCUAAGGACCAUGCCCUGGUGGUGCGUCCGCGAUACGUGGAGGUGAAGGAGAUAGCCACGGGCCGCCAGUUAACGAAGACCUACCUGAAGGACAUUGCCUACUGCGCGGCCGAUGCCGACCACCCAAACGUUUUCCUCUACAUCUGCAGGCAGCAGGGCCAGCAACUGCAAUGCCGAGUGUUCUGGUGCAGCCGUGCCGAACGGGCCAAAAAAUUGACCGCCUGCUUGGCUCAUUCAUUCCAGAGGGCACUGAGCGACUGGCAGGACACAGCAGCCAAUCACGCGCAGGCAGAAGGGUCCGAGGAGGAGGGUUCCGGAAGCACCAUGUUUUCCGUUCACCUUGCGAAAGGUGGGUCUCUAGAGGACGAGGGGCCAGGCACCUGGCAGUCCUCUGAGAGCGAUCAUGAGGAUAGUGAGCAGCAAUAAGGGCCCUAGGACCGAAGACCAGGCUGGCUCUGAUUGGCUGUAGCUUAUCCAACCGGCCCAACAAGAUCCCCUGGGACUCCUGUGCUGUGGGAAAUGUCGGGAAGGACUAUAGUGAGACCGGGCAGGCUGAUGCCUGCUUCCCACAUUUUUUAUUAAAGCACUGUGAGAGCAGUCUGUGGGAUCCUGUGGGAUUUCUUUUUUUAUUUUUGUGUUGGGUGAAGAGGUUGAAGGUGAAGUGCAGAAAGAUACCCCAGACAGAGUCAGACCAAGGUUCAGAGUACAUACAGAUUCAGACGAAGCCUCAAACUUAAGGACUGUGUACAUCUCCUUAUAUGGUAUCGAUGCCACUGUUACAAAUGGAGAGUAAGGCUGUGCUCCUGCUGAUGACUUGCAACACACAUCAGGGUAAAAUAUUCCAGUUGUAGUCAGGAAGUUCUACCUGUGCUGAGGCUGUCAUCAUCAUGGACGGACACUACAGAGAUUACCUGAAAACUGCAUUCAAACAUAAAGGCAAGGCCAGGGGUGGGCAUUUAUGGCCCUGAAGGGCCUCUGUGUUUAUAGGUUUUUGUUUCCACAAAUUACCCUAGCCAAAUUAACUAAAUGGCUGCAUACACCAAAACCUGUUCACUCGGGUUAUACCACAGUUACACUUUUCAUAUUGAGACUUACGUAUUCAUGAGGAAAUUUAGAUAAAUUUUCUAGUUAAAUCAUUGCCAUGAAAUCCCAAAACAGAUACAGGCUACCUUGCCCAUCCCAGGGUUAGACUCAAUAUGACAUUGCCCAUUGCAGCUUAAAAUUAAUAAUAAUAGUUUUUAAAAAAAGCAAACAUAAUUUUGACAGGAUCCUAAAAGCGACUGGUUACCAGCCUUUGUAAGUUUGUAUUUAUUCCACAACCAAAUGACAUUUGACUAUAAAUUGAAUUUUAGUAGGUUUAGCAGAUGAAAAAGUCUGGCUACAUUAUUUCCCAUUAACUCUGUUGUGAAACUGACCACGGAUUUAUUUGAUUAUGUUCUCGUAUUAAGCUAUAUGUCAUGUUGAGAAUCUGAAACACAUAAUGCAAUUAAAAUGAUUAUAUUAUGAUCACUAUAGUUGUGUUCAGUAGAGCGUGGAGGACAGAUAGUAUGGUAAGGACACAAUGAGAUUACACACAAUUCAGAUCUCGCAUCCAUUUAAUUUCUGUUCUAACCCACUGUAUGACUGAGAAGGUCUCCCACACAAAUUCCAUUUUUUUCCAGUGUCAGUUUCUCGAAGAUUCUGGCCAGUUACAGAAUCACGACCACAGGCAGUGAUGAAACCUGAAUUACUACUGUAUGCCAGUCUCUUCCUUUAAAUGUGACAGGCAAAUGUAUGCAAAGACCGGCUGAAUUAGAUCAAACUGGAAUCUUUGUUUCCUGUUCUUUGAUAGAAUUUUGUAUCUCUAGUUGCAGUGUAAUUCUAGAAUACCAAGCAGUUUUUGUGUCCAAUCCUGUUGUCAGAUUUUUACUGUCAGUCAUAAUUCUAUUAUCCAUUCAAUACCUGUUUACAAGGAAUCAGGCUGAAAACACUGCCAGGAGCCUUCACAUUUCAACAGGGUUUACACUCUCCAGUGUUUGUACAGUACUGCAAUAUAUUUCAAUGUAAAUUGAUCAGCAGAAAUCUAGAGUAUUAAUGUCUUUGAGAAAUCAUAAAAGGUGUUUCUCUUCACCUGUGUAAAUUAACAAGACAAAUUAUUGGAUAGUGUGAUUUUUAGGUUUUUUUUAAUGAACUGCUGUAGCUUAAAAUGAGUAGUGUAAUUUUUAUUAUUUGGGGGUCCUCAUAGAUUCAAGGGCAUUUAGAGUGGUACAUUGGUAACUGCCUUUACACAACAAUUUUUCCCCUCAUAUAUGGAGAUCCAAUAUAUUAUGAUUCUAGAUUUGUCUUUUUGUGACAAUGGAAGCCUGUUCUGAUAACAUUUUCAGCGUUGAAUGUAAAUAUCAAGACAUAACACUGACUGAUUGUGAAAUAAGGAACUGUUACUUGAAAUGUACAAUAUAGUGUAAUUUGCAAUUAUGCAUUGAAUAACAAAAUGACAUUACAAAAUAUGCAAAUUGUAGUUUCUUUAGUCUCACUGGAAUUGGAAUGUGAAUAUAACCAACAGAAUAUAUGAAGCAAAAGGGACAAUAUAUUGAUAUGUAUUGAAAAUUUGUUUUGAGUGCUUCAAACUAUUUUAAUCUGUUAUUCAGUUUAUUACAGUAACUUUAAAAAAAAAUGUAUGGCAAUAUAUUUUUGUUGAACAAGAGCGUAGCAGCAGAAAACUUAUCAGACUGUUAGGGCUGAAAUACUAUAAAAAUUAUUUUAUUAGUGCUGUUUAUUAGUUCAUGGUUUUGAACCAUAAAGCUCAUCUGCUGAUGCUCAUCAUCUACCAGUCAGUUAAGUAAGCUAGUUCUGGUAGAUGUGGGGCAUUUUAUUUCUUAUGCCAUUUUUUGAGACUUGGUCUCAUCCAUGUAUAAUAGCUGGAACAAUACUUGUACGGUCUGUAAGUCUUCCAUUGUAUUCCGUUCAGUUGCACGUCAUGCACUCAAUGUGGGUAAAGCUUGUUUGUCCCGAGAUGUUUUACACAUUAUCAAUCUGGCGUCUCAAGUCAUCUAGUCAAUGAGGCUUCAUUAAUAAUAGGAGCUACCAUGUUAUCAGUGACUGACUGAUUUGGAUCAAUCACUGUGUUCUCUGGUGAAAAACAGUCAUAACUCAUUAAAGCAAAUCAGAUAUUGCCAGCUUCCUGCAGUUCCACUCAUUACAGGGCCCAUGAAACUUCACUUUGCCAGCACUAGUGGAUGUUAUUUAAUGCAGACAGAUUCAGAACAACUUGUUUGUCUUUGUUAUUAACCACUCCUGCUUCCAAAUGCAUUAGAGCAGCAUAUUGUUACAGGAUUUCAAAAUCUUUGUCUGUUACCCUGCACCUUAUAUGUGUGUUUUCUAUUAUAUGUUAAUACCAAUACAUCAAUGAUUAAAAAAAAAAAAAGAAAUUCCAUCAUUGAUAAUGGUAUUCCAUAUUAGUGGCUCAAAUGCUUUGUACUGAGGACUGCAGCUGUCAGUAUCAGAUUUUAAGUUUAAGCACAAUUUUAGAUGUGUCCACACACUGAAUUAUAUGUUUUAUGGAUUAAACCUGUGGAACUAAUACUAA
This is a messenger RNA of Anguilla anguilla (European eel), 4275 nucleotides long. RefSeq names its product protein FAM43B-like. The record is from RefSeq and is a predicted model, not a curated record. The transcript is spliced from 3 exons. Lineage: Eukaryota; Metazoa; Chordata; Actinopteri; Anguilliformes; Anguillidae. The coding region runs from base 486 to 1136 and encodes 216 amino acids.